CUAUGAAGCGAAGCAGCCCACGUCGCAAGGGCAGGCGUAUUACGGAGACGACACGCUUGGUGGCAAGCGGAAGUUGCGUCGCACCGGUUCUCUGCAGUGUUGUCGAGCGGCAUCUCUUCAUCCCCGUUCGCGCAGUCCAUUGGUGGACAAGACUUGUGGUAAAUUGCGGUGGGAUUUCUCCGCGGGUUUGGUCGCUGAGAUCGGUGUUUGGUGCCGAAUUACUGUGCGUUUGAUCUGUAUCUUGGGAGGAAGGUGAUCGAGUGCUGUUGUUACGAGCAUCAUGGCUCUCGUUAGCGGUAGUCGGCGGCAAAGCCACUGGAGCGCCAACUGGGCACUUGUCUGCGUUGGGCUUGUCAUCCUGGUCAGCGUUGCGCAGGUGAUGGCGAUGACGACCGGGACGUCUGCAUCAAAGGGACAGUUCGAGUAUGGGAGGCCAUACGAUGUGGCAAAGACGGACGGUGGAUCUUUGUCGUUGUGGUCGGAGUCGUUUGAGGAAUUGACUAAGCAUGGUGCUCACAUCGUAGCUGGCCAUCUGACGCUGGAGGCGAACGGGUUCGCCCUCCCUGCGUAUGUGAAUUCCCCGCAGAUAGUCUACGCCGCCAGGAACUUCUUAAGAUGGUGCAGGGGGUUUCGGAAGGCCUCGUUCUCGUGUUCGGCCCAUGUCGGUCUGAUGACGCCGAUGGGCAUUUCUGCGGCGAUCCAGAGGAUCAGCGAGGGGGAUGUGGUAGUGAUACCACGUGGAUGGGCUAGUUGGGCGUGUAAUCAUCAGGAGAGGCGGUUCAAGGCGCUCUUCGUGGCUGAUUUAUCUGAGCAUGCGGGCAUCUCUGCCAAGGAGAGUUCCUUCGCGCUGGCUGGCUCCAUGAAGGACUUGGGGGAAGGCUGGCGGCAGGGCAGCGUCCUGCACGGGUUUACGAAGGACGUGCUGGCAGCGGCGUGGGAUGUGGAGGAAAGGGAUGUCGAGAAACUCCUGAACUCUCAGAGAGAAAGCGUGAUAACGAAGGUUUCACGGGAGGCAGCGGAGUCGUACGUCUCGUCGGAGCCGUCGGCGGCUGGGUUUGUAGGGGAGUUCAUCUACAGCUUGAAGAAUUCGCAACCGGAUGUCUUUAACGAGGGGGGCGAAUUCCAUCUCGUCAACCGCAACAAGUUGCAGACGCUACACAAAUUUGGCACGGACUUCGCUGUGGCCUUUGCAAAAUUGAAUAAGGGAGCAAUUGGCGCGCCGGGAUGGUGCGUUAACGCGCACCACAUCGUGUACUUCACUAAGGGCAGUGGACGAUUUCAAAUUGCACAUCCCGACGGGAGUAAUGCUCUGGACGCUCACGUUCGUGCUGGAUCAGUGAUCGUCGUGCCGCGUUUUCAUGCAGCAGUCGUGUUGGCUUCGAAAGAAGAGGAGCUGGAGUACGUGGUCGUUUUCACUUCCUCGCUGCCUAUUUGGGUGAACAUGGCCGGUCAGAACUCCGUGUUUCAGAAUAUGCCUGCGACGGUGGUGAAGGAGGCUUUCAACAUUCCCGAGGACCUUUUGGAGAAGCUGCGGCACCGCAGAACCUCACACUCUAUCAUACUGCCUGCGCCCACGACUUCUGAGCAGAAGCAGCAAGAGCCGGUGGAGGCCAAGAAGCCAUCGCAGGGCCUGCCAUACGCUUUCAUGUGACUCAUGUGGGCAUGAACGGACCCCCUUGAGAAGGCGCUGCUCGUAGAGCUACAUUGAGGUUGCAGUGCCAGAAGCAGCACGAGUGUCGAGGACAAGAAGUCAUCGCAGGGUCUGCCAUACGCAUUAUGUGAGCAUGGGCGGACCGUGGAGACGAGUGCUGCUCGUAGAUCCACGGUCGAGGCCGUCUCAGUGCCCGUCUCUCAUGUGAAUGUUGCUGCGCCAUCGAAGAGCCAACACAGUUUGUGCGUGCCCAUGAACUGCCGGUGAAACAGCAGUGCGAGGGAGAAGAACGUAUGACGUUGUCGCGCUGUGAAAUUGUAAAUUAGUGAAACUCUUUGUGAAUGGACGUGAAUGGACUGGGUGAUGUAGAGCCACUUGCGCGAUGAUGCCUUGGCUUGCCGACGUGGAGAGGAGGGGCAUAGAAAGCCAGUCCAGUGCCAGUCAGUUAAUCCCUGUUAGUGAAGGUCACAGGGACCACGAGCAGACCACGUUUGUUUUACUUGAAGAGGAUGUCCUGUGCAAUGGAGUAGUCGUUCGUGGAUGAUUUUGACGACAGGAAGGUGGAUUUUCGAGAAAGUAUUAGGCCAGAAUGUCAUUUGUCGGGAAGGCUGGUAGAGAUGGGCAGUAGUGUGCAGCAGAUGCGAGUGCCCUUGAGGGAGCUGCGUUGUUCUAAUGAUGUAUGAAUGCCUGAGGCCUCCGGAGUGAAGGAGAUUGUAAAAUAAACUAGGCAGGUCGUGUGAGCCUUGGCAGAGGUGACAGCAGGGCGGGUGGUCUUUGUCAUGCUGUUUCCGGGAUCCCCUUACCCUCUGUUAGGUUGCGUUGUCUUUGUGUUAGGUUUAGCAAAUUAGCAGUGUGUGUUAGAUGGGUUUGUAUCCCCUUUCCGUUGGGGCAGGAGUCGUUAAAUUCGUCCGCAUGUCAGCAUUGUCCUAGUCAGCCUCUUGUCCUGUGACCUGUGGGUACCAAAGGAUUGACCGGAUCCGGUUCGUUUAGGUCCAUCUCAGCAAGAUCUGUGGUUGCCAAGAAUCUGGGUCCAUGUUAGCAGUCAGCGGCCUCGAUCUUUUACGUCCUCAUGAUAGUGGCUGACACUGGUAGAUCGUGUUACUGAAAUAGUGAAGCACACACGUAGUUGGGGAGUGAACAGUAGUUGUUCGCUGGAGCAGUCAGCUGCCCAAGUCUUUUACAUCAUGAUAGUGUACAGUAGCUGGUAUCUGGAGCAUUCCGCCGCUCAUGACAGCGAGUCCGACACUCUCGUUAACUGUUAAUAAAACAGUGAUGCAGACAUUUUGUGGGUAGUGUACAGUAGUUGGUUUCUGGUUACACGGGGGCUCUGAUAGACUGGUAUAGUAGUUACACGGGGGCUCUGAUAGUAUGCACGGUGUAGUAGUCUAGUAGACUCCUUGAGGAUUCUCAACGAAGCUCAAGUGCUCUGGGUGUGUAGUGCUAUGAGAAUUGCUGCAUAUAAAAUGGUAUUACCUCUGAUACGAUUUCGU
Molecule: messenger RNA, 3141 nt
Organism: Chara braunii
Lineage: Eukaryota; Viridiplantae; Streptophyta; Charophyceae; Charales; Characeae
Source: the annotation of a GenBank genome assembly